Molecule: messenger RNA, 3224 nt
Organism: Salvelinus sp. IW2-2015
Lineage: Eukaryota; Metazoa; Chordata; Actinopteri; Salmoniformes; Salmonidae
Product: carboxy-terminal domain RNA polymerase II polypeptide A small phosphatase 1
Molecular function (GO): RNA polymerase II CTD heptapeptide repeat phosphatase activity
Source: RefSeq, a predicted model, not a curated record
UUCCAUGUUUGUAUCUUCAAAUUGAGAGCGGAGUUGAACUCCAUGUUGAAACAAAGUUACCAACUCCCUUUUAAAUGUAUAUAACUUUUAUUUGUAGAUUUUAUACCGGUCUGGUACGUKAUUGAAUAGCCGAGAAAUGUAAUCGUUUGGAUGCGUAAUGUAUUUAAAUACUGUUUGCGGUUAUGUAACUUUGUGCGCAUUUAUAAUUUAAUGUUCCUAGUCAGCGAACAAUCUAAAACGGAACAAAGUUUUUAGUUUCUAUUGUGGAUAAAGUCUGGUGUAAUGGACCACCAGUCCUCAAUAAUCACGCAAGUUAGUCGAGAUGAAGAGGCGAAUAGAGAGAAGGGUCCCCCACCCUCAUCGUCUAAGAAGCCCAGGAGUCGAGGCCUGUUCCACAGCCUCUUCUGCUGCCUAUGUCAUGACCAGGCUGAGCCCCCCCCGGUCAACAACAACGCCCCGCUACUGGUGGAGGAGAACGGGACUGUCUCCAAGGUCCAAGUCAGACCGCUGCUGCCUCAGGCCAAGUCAAAAGACGCAGGGAAGAUCUGUGUUGUCAUAGACCUGGAUGAYACACUGGUCCACAGCUCAUUCAAGCCGGUGAACAAUGCUGAUUUUAUCAUUCCCGUAGAGAUCGAUGGAACUGUUCAUCAGGUAUAUGUGUUGAAGCGACCUCACGUGGAUGAGUUCCUGAAGAGGAUGGGAGAGCUGUUUGAAUGUAUUCUGUUCACAGCUAGCCUGGCUAAGUAUGCUGACCCAGUGUCAGACCUGCUGGAUAAYUGGGGUGCAUUCCGCGGCCGUCUGUUCCGUGAGUCGUGUGUGUUCCACCGYGGGAACUACGUGAAGGACCUGAGUCGUCUGGGCAGGGACCUGAACAAGGUCAUCAUCAUAGACAACUCCCCAGCCUCCUACGUCUUUCACCCAGACAACGCUGUGCCUGUGGCGUCGUGGUUCGAUGACAUGGCCGACACCGAGCUCCUGGAUCUAAUCCCCUUCUUCGAAGGGCUCAGUAAAGUGGAAGAUGUCUACACYGUGCUCAGGCAACAGAGGGACUCCAGCUAGCAGUGCUGUCAGUCACCCUACCCCUCUACUACUGCCAUCUACAGGACAGACCGAGAACCGCGGCCUUAAAGCGUCUUCACACCAACCGUACACCCCCUCAGCCUACCGUCCACCAGAUCAACCACAAGACUUUCACCUCCAAGCCCACCCCUCUUCUUCAACCCUUCAGAACCACGCUAGUACUGCCCUCUAUUGGGGAAACAGAGGACUUGAUCCUCCAGAACACGAUCUACCAUCCCUCAACCACAGAUYGGCUUAUGUAGAUGGAUGUUGUGGGUUAUAAUGAGUUAGGUUUUUAUAAAGUGCCUUUCGUCAAAUGUCAUUGGAACAUACAGGACAGUCAAGUAGAGGGAAUCUACAGCGUUCUUCACAAUGAAGAAAAAACWUYUKGCAGGAAGGUAAUGGGAGAGAACCCCCAMGAUCCAAUCAGAAUCAGUUCUACAACGCCGGGUUGGAGUCGAUAAGUUUCCGGAAGACCGAACAGUUCUAGAACUCUGUAUGGAAAAGCAAAUGAUAGCUGUAUGAAUGGAUAUUUACUACUUUUAACACUUUAAUGUGUUUUUUUAUUUUAUUCACUUAUUCCCCAAGAGACAAUUUAAKAWWUUUAACAAGCAKAGUAUUGGCUUUGUGUAAGUCAAGUGGUUUUACUUCUUUCAUCGCUCAGCUAGUAUCAUAAUGACUAGCAGAAUGGGCAUCAGUACUUGUUAAGGGGGACGGAACCAUAGAGAAUGACAUUUAUCAGUUACUGCAGCUAUCAAAACGUUCCAUGUCCCUUAAUCGUAUUUGUUUAAUUUUGUUUUUUAUUAAAACCAUAGGAAUAUGUGCGAUAAUGUGCCAGAUAACAUUUAAACGGUUAAUGGACCCGUUUUCAUAACAAAUACAGUAGUCAGAUGACUGAACUGCACCUUAAAUUACAAUAUAAUCUUUUAGGAUUUUUUGGAUUACAUUGUCUGUCUGGGUUGAGGUCCAUAGUCCACAGACUAAAUGCUCCAGCUCAGACACAUGGACACAGUACCAGUCCCAGUCAAUGGCCUGGAAAACCAUUGGUAUUCUGCAAGAGGACCUGGAUAGGUGUUGGAAAAACAUAUUUAGAUUAUAUCCAGGCAAACUGUUGGUCGUCCCUUUGCUGCCGUAUCAACGCUACAUCCAUGGAGGAGGGCUGGGUGACUAUAGUGUGAAUACCGGUAUGGAUCUGCAUACCGCUAUAUAUUUUUACAAUAACAGAAUUUUGAUACAGUGCUAAAUUAAAUGAAAAGUUCUACAAAUUGGACUAGUUCACUGUCAGUUUUGUCCUGGUUUGGUUGAGUAUAAAACCAUCAGAAUGGAGAAAGCCCAUUUAAAAUCACUAAGAAUUGAUUUGUUGCCAUUUUAGGUCAUGCGCUAAUCAUUAAACACAUUUAGACAAAAAAUAUAUUUAGGCUGUAACGCCCAGCCUUACCAUGGAGGAAAGGUGUUGAGACAGUGUGUGUUAGCCAUCUGGUUUUGACAAGCACACUUCUCCCUCCUUUUACUGGAAACAGUACUUGAAUACUUUCUAUUUUUGAUGACCUCUUUUUAAAGGACUGCAAAUACUAUGCUUCUUUAUACCAGAUUGUAGGAUUUGGGUAGUUUGGUUUUUAAGCUUCUUAAGCUUCUGAUACAAGGUAGGACUAUAUUAAUCGCUACUUACCUGGGUUUGGAACAAUACAAUAAUUGUUAUUUGUAAGUAAAAACUAAGAGAUGGUCUAUCAGAAAGUGAGCAGGAAGAGUAGUUUAAUGGAUUGAGUGAUUCGUAUUGAUUGACACAGUUUCAUGAAUGCAUGGGGAAAAGCCACUGUUGGAGUUGACUAAAGGCCUACUAAAAUACCUUGUGAAAUAAGAUGAUUCAGAGUUUAAAUAACCAGUAGACCCAUGAUAAAUCUAUCAGUAUUAAGAAAUAGUACAUAAAAAAACAAACAUGUUUUACACAUUCCAACUUAAAACACUCACCAAGUGCCUGUGUCAAUCAAGUUAGAUACAAAAGACAAGACACUUUUAAAAUUGUAUUCAUCUUUUUCUUUUGGAAAGUGGGUUGGCCCUUUGUUAGUAUUAUCGAAAGGACGAACAGAAAUCACUGUAGUACAAAUCCAGAAUGUUGCGGGCUCUCUAACAAUGCAUUCAUGGAUUCACACACACACACACACACA